Messenger RNA from Vidua macroura (Pin-tailed whydah), 1176 nucleotides. RefSeq names its product small integral membrane protein 24 (gene SMIM24). The record is from RefSeq and is a predicted model, not a curated record. Lineage: Eukaryota; Metazoa; Chordata; Aves; Passeriformes; Viduidae.
AUGGUGGAGUCCCACCUGGGAAUGUCUGGGGGCAGCUGGAUCAUGCCCAGGGGAGGGCUGGGGGUGGCCUGGCAUUGCCCACCCCUCUGUGCUGCCCCAUCCACAUGGGAUCUGCCCCAGCCCUGCCAGCAGGGGAUAGGGGGAGCAAGGCAGAGUGGGCACUUCUCCACCCAUCUGUUCUUCCACCUGUGCACCCACCCACCCGUCUGUCUCUGCCUCCAUCCACCUGCCUACCCUGGGGGUGGUCCCCAGUCCUGGGCACAGGGACACACCUGUCCUUUGCCACUGUGUUCCUGGAGGUGGUGGGCACUGGAUGCAGUGGGGUGCCGGUGCCCGAGCCAGGGGAGUGGUACCACCUGCCGGGGUGACGGGAGUCACGUUGCCAUGGUGCUUGGUGCCACUUGUCCUCUUGAGGCCAAUAAAGGCGCCUGUUGCCUUGGGUAGAGUGCAGGCACAAUAGCAGCAGGUGACAGAAGAUCACCUCCAGGAGCAGGAUCCAGACGUGCCCCAGCCCUCCGCCCAAAAAUGCCAAAGCUCUUGCAGCCCCUCUCGCUCCUGGUCCUGCUCGUCCUCGCUUCCACCGCCCAGGGACAGGCUGGCACGGGCCCCAAGGUGCUCCAGCCGUGGCUCAUUGGCCUCACGGCCGUCGUCGUCUUCCUCUUCGUCGUCUUUGUGGUGCUGCUCCUUAACCGGCUCUGGAAUCUCAGGAAGAAGAGGAAGGAGAACGACCACGCGGAGACCCUGGGGAGUGACAGGCUGGGGCGCUCCGGCCACAUCAACCGGGCGGCUGUGGACUGGGAUGAGCUGAGCGACGACAAGCAGCAGAGCAAGGCCACGUCCCUCUGAGUCCCCCCGCACCCCUCAGCCCCCUCCGGAGCACCUCUGACGGGGACCGCACCCUCACCCCGUCCGCGGGCCGGAGAUCCGCGCCGGGUUUCGGCGUCAGCCGCGGCCACCAUGGCACCUCCCGCCCCGCGGCCGGCCCGGCUGUGACCAAGACCCGGCGCGGAUCACCAGCUCGCCGGAGCUGAGCGGGGAGGGCGGCGGCCAGGGGCCGCAGCGGGGUCUCCCCGUGCCCCCCAACCCUGAGCCGGCGGGGAGUCCCGGCCCGGGGGGACGAGGACAGUCCCCUCCCCAGACGUGCCCACUAAAGGUUUCCCCAGCCUACCCCGGUGU